Messenger RNA from Rotaria sp. Silwood2, 468 nucleotides. The record is from the annotation of a GenBank genome assembly. Lineage: Eukaryota; Metazoa; Rotifera; Eurotatoria; Philodinida; Philodinidae.
AUGGCAUGCCGUCAAUUGAGUGUAAACGAGAAGACAUGGAUUGUGAAACACAUGUAUCGACUUGAAUAUCCGAUUAAUGUGCAACGAUUAUGGUCUAAAGAAAUCAAUAAUAAUCCUCCAGAUCGAAAGACUAUAACAUCACUUAUGCACAAAUUUGAACAGACUGGUUCGGUAUUCAAUAUUGAUCCACCUGGUAGACCAGUAUCAGUUACUGACCAAGCAACAAAAGAUGAAGUUUCGUCGAUUUUAAAAAAAGAACCGCAAACGUCAAUUCGUCGAAUGAGCACAGACUUGAAUAUUUCAAUGGCUUCAGUUCGACGUAUGUACAAGUCCAUGGGAUUCAAACCAUAUGUUCCUAGACUAAUUCAUGAACUGAAUGAAGAUGAUUUUGAUCGACGACUUGAAUAUUGCGACACAUUUUUAUCGCUUCUGGAAGACGAUUCUGAUCUUAUCUAUCGUGUCAUCUAG